ACCGCCGGGAUGCACCAAUGCACCGAUUGGCAGCGCUCCUUGGUCACGGGCAGUCAAUUGCAGUACUGCACAGCAGUGCACGCUGGAACUGACGGCUCUCGGCAACAGCACAUGAUGGUGCACCAUUAAUGAUAGUUUGCAAGGUUACAGCGGUAUCCGUGCUUCCAUGACUCGGAUGACCGAGAGAUGCAAGGCUAAGCAAGGGAUUGAGCCCAGGCACAAAAUGAUGAUUUUGAGAGUCGGAAUCGGAUCCAAGUCGCACCAUGGACAAGGAGAAACGGCAACGCGCCGUUCCCAAGUUUGGAUCCUUCAGGCCGAAACCCACCCCCGAACAUGACAGCAGUCCACACCCACAGCCGGUACCGGGGGAGACCAAGGCACAGAGAGACGGCGAUGGCAGUGGAGCUGCGGAACGGCCAUCUGAUCGCCGAAGGGACGGGGAGCGGGAUGGAGAGCGGGAUGGAGAACGUCGCCGUCAUGGCCGGGAUCAUGGCCGAGGUCGCGAACGGAAACGGGAAUGGGAUCGUGAGGUGGGCCACGACAGGGAGAAAUGGGAGCAACCUCGCGGACAGCACCAUCAAAGGCAUUCACCACGAGCAGGCAGCCCCAAGCGUGCCUCCACCCAGGGAAGAGACCCCCGCAGACCCAUCACUCAUUUAGGUGACGAUCUCUUCCUAUUCGAUACGCGUGGCGACCCCCUGAUAUUGCAAUACGGCACCAACGACCGCUAUAAGGUCCCAUCCUAUCGCCGUUCUGGCGCCGGUAGGAUCAUAGGCUCUCCCGGCUUCCUCACCAUCCACCGCGAUGGCGCGAACGAGCGGUUCAGCAUCAACGACAACCGUGAAGGCAGCAGCGGUGCCGGCUCCGCCUUCCGGGACAAAGCUCUCGUCGCGGCCACCGCUCGUCUCAAACCGAAGCGCAUCAAGCCUUCUUCGCCUGCUCCUACCUCAACCGCACCAUCACAAGAGGACUUCAUCCCGCUCUGUUUCUCCUCGUCCAGAAAACGCAAGCGCCUUUCCUCCGCUUCCCCUUCUCCAUCAGACUCAUCAGCUGAAUCAGAUUCGACCUCCCAAUCGCCAUCCCCAGACGGUCUGGAACAGGAGGAAAUAUCCACCGCAAAGCAGCGCUCAAUUUCCCUCUCCCGCGCCGUAAAGGCUAACCCCUCCGACACAGCCUCGUGGUUAGAGCUGAUUGGCCUGCAAGACUCGCUCUUCCCAACACCACCCACUAGCAGCUCCAGAACGGCGGACGAAUCCAAGGCCGUUGCCCAGCUUAGACUUGCUUUGUAUGAGGAGGCACUUCCGCACGCCGUCGGCACGGCUGAUAGGGAACGCCUGCUUGUGGGGUUGAUGCUUGAGGGGGCCAAGGUGUGGGAUUUCAGGGUAUUGGAGCGCAAGUGGGAUGAGGUUGUCAAGUCUGAGGGACGCAGUUUCUGGUUAUGGAAGGAGUGGUUGGCAUUUAAGAUGACGGGGGUGUCCGGCGCGAGAUUAAGUGUCGACGAAGGGAGGGCGUUAAUCCAACUGAAGUUGAAACAGAUGGAGGAGGAGUUGCGCGACAUGGCUCAGAAUGUGGUGGCUGUCGAGGGCGGGAACGGAGAAUGGGAAGGCAUUGAGCUGCUCUGCAACAGGGUGGUUUACCUUUUCCUCCGGCUCACCCGGUUUCUGCAAGACACUGGCUUUGCGGAGCUUGCAGUAGCAGCAUGGCAGGCUGUUUUGGAGAUGACGUUCUCCCGGCCCGCAGAUUACGGCAGCACUGACUCGGCUCCCGAGGCAUUCGCCGACUUCUGGGAGAGCGAGGUUGCGCGGAUUGGGGAGGACGGUGCCAAGGGUUGGCAGCACUUCGCCAUGGGUCGCAUGGAUGAUCCGCCUGAGGCGAAGAGAGAUUCUCUCGGGGAUAUGCCUCCCACAGCAGAACCAUUCAAGGCUUGGGCUGCUAUUGAGCGGCAGAGAGCGGAAAAUGCACGCAUGCCGGCAAGAACGCUUGAUCAUGGGACCGAGGACGAUCCGUUUAGAGUCGUCUUGUUCUCCGAUAUCAAGGAUAUUCUUGUCUGGUUUCCUUCGAUUAUUCUCUCGCUGGUCAAACCCAAGCUUGUGGAUGCCUUCCUUGUGUUCUGCGGACUUCCUACGGCCAGCCUAUCCGGGGAGGGGUUCGCUGACCUGCUAGGUGACCCGUUCGUCACUCCUCGGGAGGAGGCCCUAGAUCUCGACCUUAACCGUCCAGAGACUGAGGUAUUCUCAGAUCUUUCGAGAAGGGCCCCUCAGUUUGAGCAGCAGGGCGGAAAUAUGGCCAUCUCGCAAGAGAUUCUCUUUGGCACCGGCUGGUUCAGAUAUCUUGGCCAUUUGUCUAGCGCGACCAGUCGGGUGGACAGUGCUUGGGUGAUUGGCACUCUCAAGUACCUCGUCCAUAGCUGUCGAGUUGAGGAAUUAGCAGAAUACUACCUAGCGAUGGCAUGGUUGAAUGAGCCAGCUGGGGCGAGAAAGAUUGCAAAGGCGCUUCUGAGGGAGCACAGUUCCAACAUCAAGCUCUACAAUGCGUACGCCCUAGUUGAGUGGGCAAACCAGAAUGUGGAGAUUUCCAACAAAGUCUUGUCGUCGGCGACGGGCCUGGUACCGGCAUCCAAUCUAAGCGGGAACCAGUUGCUUUGGAACACUUGGGCUUGGAUCCAUCUUGAGGCCGGGGACAAGAGCAUGGCUCUUGUUCGUCUUUGCACUUCGGUGGACAGGUCAUUUGAUGGCCCAUCAGUGUCUCGUGCCCUGCUCCUCAAAGCAAGGUCUCAUUUCUGCAGCACUCGAGACUACGCUCUCUCCUCCUUGCAGCUAGAGAAGGCCACACAACAUGCCGAGAGCCUGGCAUUGCUGGAGUAUCUUGCCAGCGGUGAGGCUAGCGGCACAACUUCUAAGACGCAGGGCAACAUAAUUGCCGCGCUGUCCAGCAUCCUAGCCUUCUCUCAAGGAUUGAAAUCCCGCAACUUGAGCCAGUCUCCGCACCACGAGCGACUCCUACAAUCUGCCGCGCGGCUCCUCUACUAUCACGCAACACACGGCCCCUACAAACCCAUCUAUGUCAGGGAACAGCUUCUCGAAAUCAUCAACCUCUUUCCAUCGAACGUCAUGUUCCUUGAGCUAUAUGCAUGGUCACAAUCGAGCCUUCGUAUCGAUGACCCGGUUCGGGACGUUCUCCGAACCAAAUCCCUCGUGGAACCACAUGACAGCAUCCAUACCCGGCGUUUCGCGAUUCGGCACGAAGCACGGGUCGGAACGGUACACUCGACCCGGGCCGCAUUCGAGGCAGCGCUUAACAGCGACGCCUGCAGGGGCAGUGUCGAGCUGUGGAUUCGCUACAUCCGGUUCUCAUACUCUACCAGAGAGCUCAAGAGCAGAGCCAAGGACGUCUUGUGCCGGGCUAUGGCCGCCUGUCCCUGGGCCAAGGAAAUCUACAUGGAAGCAUUUGGGGAAUUGGCGGGGGCUAUGAGUCCGUCCGAGUUGAGCGCUGUGUUUAACACCAUGACGGCAAAGGGCUUGCGGGUGCAUGUUGAUUUUGAGGAAUUCAUGCACGGCUGGAAGAACAGGGAGGGCAAGACGAAAUAAGGGGCGCAGGCAUAUGGCAUAGGAUUCCAACACAAUGCAUCGCGCCCCUAAUACGAGUCUAAUUCGUCGAGGAAUUAGAAAUUCAUCACCAUGAAAUGUACCUUACUUACGUGGCGUACCAAUAACUAGCAAACGGAACAAGGUACCCCUCAGCUCAGAGGAUCAGGGGACGUUGCACUCGGGAUGUUGUUCCCGGAUGCAGGGAAGUUCAAACGGUUUCCAUAAUUAGCUCUAAACACAGACCACCAGC
Canariomyces notabilis is the source of this 3837-nucleotide messenger RNA. RefSeq names its product DUF1740-domain-containing protein. Gene Ontology annotation, biological process: regulatory ncRNA-mediated heterochromatin formation; negative regulation of RNA catabolic process. Lineage: Eukaryota; Fungi; Ascomycota; Sordariomycetes; Sordariales; Chaetomiaceae. Gene Ontology annotation, cellular component: catalytic step 2 spliceosome. Bases 264 to 3587 code for a protein of 1107 amino acids. The transcript is spliced from 4 exons. Gene Ontology annotation, molecular function: protein binding. The record is from RefSeq and is a predicted model, not a curated record.